AUGAAUAGGUUUGAAGAAACUUUGAAAAAGUAUGAUGGCAGCAAGAAGGGUUCACAUUAAAUGGAUGCUUAUGUAUUCAUUCCUUACAAUCAUAAAGAAUUUUGA
This is a messenger RNA of Paramecium tetraurelia, 105 nucleotides long. RefSeq lists its product as uncharacterized. The transcript has 2 exons. The record is from RefSeq and is a predicted model, not a curated record. Lineage: Eukaryota; Ciliophora; Oligohymenophorea; Peniculida; Parameciidae.